Zonotrichia leucophrys gambelii is the source of this 2444-nucleotide messenger RNA. It is a transcript of the gene P4HA1, whose product is annotated as prolyl 4-hydroxylase subunit alpha 1. Gene Ontology annotation, molecular function: L-ascorbic acid binding; iron ion binding; procollagen-proline 4-dioxygenase activity. NCBI's taxonomy places the organism in Eukaryota, Metazoa, Chordata, Aves, Passeriformes, Passerellidae. The record is from RefSeq and is a predicted model, not a curated record. The coding region runs from base 92 to 1423 and encodes 443 amino acids. The transcript is spliced from 11 exons. Gene Ontology annotation, cellular component: endoplasmic reticulum. Gene Ontology annotation, biological process: peptidyl-proline hydroxylation to 4-hydroxy-L-proline.
CCGGGCAGAACACGGAGCUCCGGUGCCGCCCCUGCCCCGCCGCCCCCCCGCCCCGUGCUCAGGUGUGUGGUGAGGUGAGAGCUGUUGAGCAAUGGCAUUCAAGAAGGUUUGGUGUGCCCUAGCCCUGGGAUUUCUGCUGCCUUUCUCUUGUGCCCACACGGACUUCUUCACUUCCAUUGGUCAUAUGACAGACUUAAUUAAUACAGAAAAGGAUCUGGUUGUGUCACUCAAAGAUUACAUUAAGGCAGAGGAAAGCAAGCUGGAGCAGAUCAAAAAGUGGGCAGAGAAGUUGGAUCAGCUGACAGCUACUGCCACAAAAGACCCAGAGGGGUUUUUGGGCCAUCCUGUGAAUGCAUUCAAGUUGAUGAAAAGGCUCAACACAGAGUGGGGUGAGCUGGAGAGCCUGGUGCUCAAGGACAUGUCAGAUGGCUUCAUCUCCAACAUGACCAUCCAGAGGCAGUUCUUCCCAAACGAUGAGGAUCAGACUGGGGCAGCCAAGGCCCUCCUGAGGCUGCAGGACACCUACAACCUGGACACAGACACCCUGUCCAGGGGAAACCUGCCAGGUGUGAAGCACAAAUCCUUCCUAACAGCUGAAGAUUGCUUUGAGCUGGGCAAGAUUGCCUACACAGAGGCUGACUACUACCACACCGAGCUGUGGAUGGAGCAAGCCCUGAAGCAGCUGGAUGAGGGAGAAGUGUCCUCUGCAGACAAAGUCUACAUCCUGGACUACCUGAGCUAUGCUGUGUACCAGCAGGGGGACCUGGCCAAGGCCAUGGCACUCACCAGGCGCCUCCUGGAGCUGGAUCCUGAACAUCAAAGAGCAAAUGGGAACAUGAAAUACUUUGAGUACAUCAUGGCUAAAGAAAAAGAGGCAAACAAGUCCAGCACGGAUUCAGAAGAGCAGGAGAAGGAAACUGAGGUUAAGAAAAAGGAUUACCUGCCUGAGAGAAGGAAGUACGAAAUGCUGUGCCGUGGGGAGGGGCUCAAAAUGACUCCCCGCCGACAGAAGAGGCUCUUCUGCCGCUACUACGACGGGAACAGGAACCCCAGGUACAUCCUGGGCCCCGUCAAGCAGGAGGACGAGUGGGACAAGCCCCGCAUCGUUCGCUUCCUGGACAUCAUCUCCGACGAGGAGAUCGAGACCGUGAAGGAGCUGGCCAAGCCCAGGCUGAGGCGAGCCACCAUUUCAAACCCCAUAACGGGAGCCUUGGAGACGGCACAUUACAGAAUUAGCAAAAGCGCGUGGCUCUCGGGCUACGAGAGCCCGGUGGUGUCCCGCAUCAACACCAGGAUCCAGGACCUCACAGGGCUGGAUGUCUCCACUGCAGAGGAGCUGCAGGUGGCAAAUUAUGGAGUGGGAGGACAAUAUGAGCCCCACUUUGACUUUGCACGGGCAAGUAAAGAGCUGGAGGAGAGCUAGACCUGGUGAAGCCUGGGCCUCUGGGCUGGGGCACACUCUCUGUUCUUCCAUGUCUAUUAAAUUUUGUAGCUCUUCCACUUUGCUAAUCCAUGUCCGUGGAGAAAGCCCUCUAAACCACCAGCUGGACGUUGCUGCCUGUAAGCUGAGUGCCAGCAGUCUCCUGACAACUGGAACUGGGAAUUAAGGACUCACUGUCCUUAAUUUUUAAAUUGGAUUUGAAUUCCCCACCUGUUUUAUUCCAGCUUAAAUUGCAGACUGCUGAAAUUCAGUUGGUUAUUUACUGGGCAUAAUUCUGUGUGGUUUAACCCCUUCAGAUUAACCUUAACCCUGCCAGUCCCAGCCACCAAUUCUGAAUCAGGAUCUCUGCUCUGUAAGCACCUGCUCCAAAGCAUUGCAAGUGAUUAACAGGUUUUGUUUGGAAACACUGGGGCUGUUUCCAGGAGUAACAGUUGCUGGAAUUUCAGUGCACACAAAGUGUGGUCACAGGGGGUGGGUUUAGAAACAGAGGUAUGACAGAAGUUGGUAUCAAAACUCAUCAAAAUGUGGUUCAUUCUUGUAAGUGGAGUGCUGGACACUCCUUAGUUGCCUGGUUUGUCACUGAGGCUUCCUCCCUGCUUCCCAGCUGGAAUCCAGAGAGGAGUGUGGCAGGGAGGUGUCCCAGCUGACCCUGGGACUGAGAGCUGCCCUGGCUGCUGCCAAGGACAAGGGGGAUGAGUGUAAUUAAAUAAUUCAGUUUGCUGUGAGGAGGAUUUAUAGCCUCAGCCUCAGACAGCACAGUUGUUGUUACCCAUUAGAAAUCUGGGCUUAAUGCCCUCCCUCCCUGUCCUACAGAAUUUCAAAGUGCCUGGUUUAUUUAAAUUGAUAGAUUCACUCCUGUUGCAUUCCUCCCCUCCUUCCAAAUCGAGGGGUUGGAUUAAUUCUUCUGCAUGAGUCUGUUCUGUGCUGCUGGCUCAGCAGCUGUGUGUCAUUGGCUGCUCUCAGCAACCAAAAAGAAAUGCUGAUGGAAUCUGCCUGCUUUUGU